AGCUCCAAAUUCUCAUCUGCGGUUGGUUGCAGCUGGGUUCCCUCCUCCUUCUUUCUCCUCAAAGCUUCUUGAACUCGUAACCUCCAUUAAUGCACUGCAAACAACAAACCCUCCUUUGAAUUCUGCAGAAAAAUCCAUGGAUGCUCUGUAAUUUUCCUAUCUAAUCAACAUCAGCUUUGGUCUUUGAACUAUUGCUGCAUAGGAAAGUGAUAGAAGCCAGCGGGUAUGAACUGGGUGAGGCAGAGAGUGCUGUGGUCAGUUGGGAGGCAGGGGCAGAGGCGUUUGCUGCAUACUUACGAUGCGCCGAGCGAAAGCUUGAAGAUGAAGAUUGCAGAGUUGGGGAAAAUGAGGAGGAGGAGAAGCUCAAAGAAAGAUAAACAUUCGGUGUUCGUCGAGGUUCCGGAGUCCAUGACCUACCUCGACACAGCCACAAUGCCCCAGAUUCUCACUGCAGUUGGCAUUGCCCUCUUCGCCAAGCUCCUCAUGAUGUACGAUGACUCAAGGUCCCAAGAAUUGAUUGAACGCAAAAUAAAGAAUGCUCCUGCUGAGCAAGGCACUGUUAGGAUGCUUUCCCGAGAGGAAUGGGAAGAAAUUCGUGAAGUAAGACCGAGGACUCCAUUUGAAUCCAAACUUGCUCGUCCAAAUGCACGCUUAAGAACUGGAGAACCAUUACGCAUGGAGGAUGUGAAGGAUUGGACGAUAGAUGUGCUGACAGAUGCAUUUGCUCGGGUUGAAGAAAGCGUUAGACACACUUCCAAGUGACUUGUUCCCCAUCUUUUGACCAGAGCCGGCCCUGAGAUUUCAGGGGCCUGUACAAAAAUGAAUUGGAGGCCCUAAAAAGUAUUAAGAAUUUUAUUUUUUUAUUUUUUUGUUCAAAAUAAUAACUUUAGUUUUCAAUUGAGCUUCUAUAAAUUCUAAUAGCACAAACAAAUUUAACAAAUCAACAAGUGGAAAGGUGGCGCAUUGUUUUUCCUUAA
Molecule: messenger RNA, 977 nt
Organism: Malus domestica (apple)
Lineage: Eukaryota; Viridiplantae; Streptophyta; Magnoliopsida; Rosales; Rosaceae
Source: RefSeq, a predicted model, not a curated record